AAAAUGUCAGAACUAACGUUACUGUAUCUAAAAUAUUACUUUGUUUACGUUCAUCACGCAACCAAUCGUCUUGGAACACCGGGGGGCGCGACCAAUGGAAAAAAAGCCGCUGUAAAAGCGUAGGGCGGAAAUAAGGAGCGUCAAGUUAUCGGACAAAACUACAAUAAACAAAGAAACUAAUAAUAAUAAAAAAAAAAGACUUAUACGUCAUUAGACAUUUUGCAUGAAUGGAGAGGGCAUGGUAGUUCCCACUCUAACCGACUACAACCCAUUAUAUCUGUAUUGUUUCACUUUGAGUGAAAAUAUUAUCAUGAAAACGAUUAAGCUAGAGAGGCUGUAACGUAACAUGUUGCUAUCUUUCUAGUUUCCUUGCAAUAAAUCAGGCGAAUAUAUAAUUUAGAAAAAAAUACAAAACCAUAAACAAAGAUAAUCUACUCUGCCAUAAACUUGACGGUACGCCUUACUGUAGGCCAGGGAAAGUUGACCUUGAGUUUUAUUUUGACAACUAUAAACCGGAAGUGCAAUUCAAGUAGUCUGUCUCACUCGGACAUUGGUACAAAAAAAGAGCAGGAUGUAGCGGUACAUGUAUCGGGCUCGCUUCAUAUCAACCACCAGAAGUCAUUCUCUUUGUGUAUGUCGACGCGGUGAGUCGGGUUUUGGGAUGGGUGUUGUUAGGAUUGACAGCAGAGACGACUAACGUUUGAAAAAAUGUCCAACAUCCUCGAUGCGGCGUCCAAAAUCAAAUGGGACCGCACGGCUGCGGCGAAGCGAGCCGUGUUUCUUGCGGCUGCUGCUUACGGUAUCAAAACACUGUACCCCAUAAUCUGCAAGCAGCUCAGCAAAAACAAAGAUCCUAGGAAUCAUCGCCGGGUUUCAAAGGCGGAAAACGGCUCCACCUGUCUGGUAAAGACACAGACCUGUGCUGCCAAUCACAAGAAGACAUCUCCUGGGUUAAAUGCGGAAUUUUUCAAGCAGAUCCUCGCACUUGGUAAAAUCCUCUUCCCAAAGCUGGUGUCCAAAGAGCUCGGUUUGCUCUCCUUGCACUCGGUGGCGCUGAUAUCCAGGACGUUUCUGUCUAUUUACGUGGCCAGCUUGGACGGAAAGAUUGUCAAAACGAUAGUGGAGAAGGAGCCCAAGAGCUUCAUCAUCCAGCUGAUGAAAUGGCUCCUCAUUGCCAUCCCGGCCACGUUCGUCAACAGCGCCAUUCGGUACCUGGAGUGCAAGCUGGCUCUGGCCUUCCGCACCCGCCUGGUGAACCAUGCCUACCGGACCUACUUCACCGAUCAGACCUACUACCGAGUCAGCAACAUGGACGGGAGGCUCGCCAACCCGGACCAGUCUCUCACCGAGGACGUAAUGAUGUUUUCCCAGUCGGUGGCCCACCUCUAUUCUAACCUCACCAAGCCAAUACUGGACGUGAUGCUGACUUCCUACACGCUGAUACAGACCGCCAGGUCCAGGGGGGCCAACGCCAGUGGGCCUACCCUGCUGGCCGGCCUGGUGGUCUUUGUCACGGCUAAAGUCCUGCGUGCCUGCUCGCCCAAAUUCGGCAAGCUUGUGGCCGAGGAGGCUCACAGGAAAGGCUACCUGCGCUAUGUACAUUCCAGGAUCAUUGCAAAUGCUGAGGAAAUAGCUUUCUACAGGGGACACAAGGUGGAGAUGCGUCAGCUGCAGAAAUGCUACCAGGCUCUGGCGGACCAGAUGAACCUAAUCCUGUCCAAGCGUCUCUGGUACAUCAUGGUCGAGCAGUUCCUCAUGAAGUACGUGUGGAGCUGCAGCGGGCUCGUCAUGGUGGCCGUGCCCAUCAUCACAGCUACCGGCUUCGCUGACAACAAAACAGCAGACGGGCGCACGCAUGUGAUGGUAAGCGAGAGGACGGAGGCUUUCACCACCGCCCGUAACCUCUUAGCCUCAGGAGCCGACGCCAUCGAAAGGAUCAUGUCCUCCUACAAAGAGAUCACAGAGCUGGCAGGCUACACCGCACGGGUCCACAACAUGUUUGUGGUGUUUGAGGACGUCCAAAAGGGUGUUUACAAGCGCUCCUCUGUGUCAGCCGCAACAGGAGCAGAGAAGAAGAGCAAGCCUGAGAUGCACAUAGAUGGACCUCUGGAGAUAAAGGGCGAAGUGAUAGAUGUGGACAACGGCAUCGUGUGUGAGAAUGUCCCAAUUAUUACGCCAAAUGGGGAUGUCGUAGUGUCUUGCCUGAACCUCAAGGUGGAAGAGGGCAUGCACCUAUUGAUCACGGGGCCUAACGGCUGUGGGAAAAGCUCUCUGUUCAGGAUCCUCAGCGGCUUGUGGCCUGUCUACGGCGGCCGCUUACACAAACCCUCUCCUCAACAUAUGUUCUACAUCCCUCAGAGGCCAUACAUGUCCAUGGGUUCACUGCGGGACCAAGUGAUCUACCCGGACUCGGUGGAGGACAUGGCGGCCAGAGGCCUCAGUGACAAGGACAUAGACACCAUCUUGGACAUAGUCAACCUCAAUCAUAUUGUCACCAGAGAGGGAGGCUGGGAUGCUGAGCUGGACUGGAAGGACGUGCUGUCAGGAGGCGAGAAGCAGAGGAUGGGCAUGGCUCGGAUGUUCUACCACAAGCCGAAAUAUGCGCUGUUGGAUGAGUGCACCAGCGCUGUGAGCAUUGACGUGGAGGGGAAGAUUUUCCAGGCUGCUAAGGAUGCUGGCAUCUCUCUGCUCUCCAUCACACACCGACCCUCCCUGUGGAAGUACCACACCCACCUGCUGCAGUUCGAUGGCGAGGGAGGCUGGCGCUUCGAGCAUCUGGACACGGCGACGCGCCUCUCCCUCACCGAGGAGAAACAGCGGCUGGAGGGCCAGCUCGCCGGCAUUCCCGAGAUGCAGCAUCGCCUCAACGAGCUCUGCAAGAUCCUGGGAGACGACUCUGUACUCAAAACAGCCGAGGAGUGAGAGAGAGAGAGAGAGAGAGAGAGAGAGA
Molecule: messenger RNA, 2950 nt
Organism: Perca flavescens (yellow perch)
Lineage: Eukaryota; Metazoa; Chordata; Actinopteri; Perciformes; Percidae
Gene: abcd2
Product: ATP-binding cassette, sub-family D (ALD), member 2
Exons: 10
Coding region: 709-2922 (737 amino acids)
Biological process (GO): very long-chain fatty acid catabolic process; long-chain fatty acid import into peroxisome; peroxisome organization
Cellular component (GO): peroxisomal membrane
Molecular function (GO): ABC-type transporter activity; ATP binding; ATP hydrolysis activity
Source: RefSeq, a predicted model, not a curated record